CAUGGAUCUGUUGGCUUUGUCAUCAUCCCCAGUUUGCAGCGGGAUAUUGAAAGAUGUUGUUGCUUAUGUUGAAGUAUGGUCAUCUAACAGAACAGAGAACUAUUCCAAGACUUUUUCACAGCAACUGCAUAAUUUGGGUGCAAAAAUUUCUAAAACUUUCAACAAACAGGUUACACAUGUAGUUUUUAAAGAUGGUAAUCAAGGAACAUGGGCCAAGGCAGUCAAAACAGGAGUUAAACUGGUAUCUGUACUAUGGGUAGAAAAGUGCAUAGAGGCCGCAGAGCAUGUGGAAGAGUCCUUGUUCCCAGCAAUGAACAUGAAUGCAGGAUUGCCUGACACGUUUAAAAAGAAACGCAAGUGUAUGCAGCCCAAAGACUUUGUUGAAAAAACACCAGAAAAUGACAAGCGUCUGCAAAGAAAAUUGGAUAGAAUGGUAAAAGAACUUGAUGAACAAAAAGUGUCUGUAGAUGUUCCAGUUUUAUUAUUUGAUGAGGAUGGAACAUUAAUGUACAGUCCAAAGGCUGUGGUUUCCGAUCGCAGCAAUGCAAUGGAAAAAAGACUAAAAGAAAUGAAGAAUAAAAGAGAGAAUCUGUCUCCUACAGCCUCCCAAAUGACACAGACCUUUGAUUUUCCUCCACUAAAGCCAUCUAUUGGUAACAGUCCUUCUGUGUCUAGAGAUUCUUUACAUGAUACUGGUGGUGAUUCUCUGGAUACUAGUUAUGAAGAUCUUUGGGGAAGUAUUGGCAAAAUUCAAGAGAUUAAGGAUACCUCAAAAAUCAUGAAAAAAGCUGAAGGUAAAAAAUGUGCAUCUGGAUCUAAACUAGAAGAUAAGAGGAACUGUUCAUUAAAUUCCAGUAAAGGAUUUGAUUUACCCAAAUAUGGCAACAUAACUGAAGAUAACAAUAGUGUAACGAAAUUGUCUUGUGAUAAACUGAAGUCAAAAAAUGAAACUCUAGCUUUGGAUAGAAAAUCAUUGCCAGACAAACCCAUUGCUAAAUGUAAACAAAAAGGUGAUUUCAAGAAAAGGAGGUCGACCGCAGCCACACCCACAAAAUGUUCCUCAGUUGAAAAGAGCAUGACAGCAAGGCCCUGUGAAUCUUUGCAUCUAUCUGAUUCCGAGGAUUCAUGUUCCAGUUUUGAAGACUUUUUUUCCUCUUCUAAUUUAAAAAGCCACAAAACUCUGAGAUUUUCCUUGGGAACACUACCUAGAAAGUCUCCAAGCCCCCCUACCUUGACGUCCAGUAAAAAACGUUCAAAAAGACGACGAUCUGCAGAAAUUAUUGGCCAGGUGAAUAUGUGCAGCAGCAAGAAGAGAAAGACUGACAGUACUAAGCUUAAUACAUUACUUUCAAAGCCAGUAUUACACUCAGAGUUUAGUCUAGAUAGUAAUAUACCUUCUCCAGACGAUAAGAAUGUAGAUUCUAAUACUAAUCUGAAAAAAAUAAAUGUGUCACAUAAAAACAGGACUUCUGUUGAAAAGAAAAAUAUUUUUAACCUCCUUGAAGAGGCAGAAGUGACUGUAGGAGAGGAUGGGAACGUUGUAAAAGACUUUAAAAUUGUUCCAGUGAGUUCUAUUGGGAGAAAUAUGUGCCUUGUUAAAGGUGUGGAGGAAAUCCUAAACUCUGCAACAUGGGAUAAAACACUGGAGACUAUUGAUUCACAAGAAAAAAGCCUGGGACUGAAAAGCUGUACAGAUAUGAAGAAGCAAGAAGACCAGCAGAUGAAAAGGUUCAGUCAAAGUGUGCAAAGUAAAACUUAUGAACACAACGCGGUAGAUGGACUAUCUGAAAUGUUUAAUGAACAGAAAAAUAAAUGUGCCAAGGAAUCAAAGCAAAAAGAGAAAAGCAGAAAGAUUUCUGGAUCCUUGGUCAUGACAAGUAUGUGCGCUGAGAAGCAGAACGCUGUUAUACAAGUAGUCAAAAAGUUUGGAGGCUUUGUGUUUUCGGAUCAUGUUUGUAAAACUACUACACAUGUAAUUGCUGGAAGCCCACGCCGUACAUUAAAUAUAAUCCUAGGAAUUGCUAGAGGCUGCUGGAUCCUUUCCUAUGACUGGGUGCUUUGGUCAUUAGAGCAUGGACAAUGGCUACCUGAAGAACCAUAUGAACUUUCUGAUGAUUUUCCUGGAGCUCCCAUUUGCAGAUUGCAACACCACCUAUCAGCAGGAGAGUAUCAGCCGGAUCUGCUUUCAGAUGUACCCACUGUGUUUAUAUCCCCAUGCAGCCAACCUCCCUGUGACAAACUCUCUGAAGUGGUGCAGCUGUGUGGAGGCAAAGUAUCUAAGACUCUGCGUAAAGCCAAGAUCUGUAUCGGGCAGUUUAAUGGAAAAAAAACACCUGACAUGCAGAGCAUCUCAGAAAAAUGGCUACUUGAUUCCAUUACCCAGCACAAACUACUGCCUUUGGAGAACUACCUCUUGGAACCAUAAAUACUGUGAUAUUAAUGUCUGAUGGUGCUGUUAACUCAUUUACUGAAGCAGAACAUAAAACUGUGAAGAAGCCACUAGUUGGCUAUUAUACAGACAUAUAAAAUGUACUUUUAUUUGCUGCUAUUACUUUUUAACAUCCAUUUAUAUUGUUCUGUAUAGAAUCAUCUUUUUUAUAUUUGUCAUUUUAAUAUUUUAGCAAUAAAUUAUAUAUUAUGAAGUUGUUUUGUAUUUAUUGUGAUAGUGUAUAACUUUGUUAUACUAUGGUAUAAUGUAAGACUGUUGCAUUCACUUCCUUCAGUUGGAUUGUGAUAUGGAGGCAUAAAAAUAUAUAUUUAGCAACAGGAAAAGAUUGGUGACUUGUCAGUGAAUAAAUAUAAAUAACUCACCUUGUGUGCAGCUAUUUAUAUUCCCUAACUCACAACAGAAACCAAUAAGAGGAUUAGAGAAUGAAUGAAUACAGCUGGAUGGGUAAAUAAAAACAAAUGACAACCAGGGCAAUAUGUUUUUUUAUGUUUAAUUGCACAACAAAAAAACAAAAAUAAAACAAAAAUCUUA
Messenger RNA from Bombina bombina (fire-bellied toad), 2980 nucleotides. RefSeq names its product microcephalin 1 (gene MCPH1). The record is from RefSeq and is a predicted model, not a curated record. NCBI's taxonomy places the organism in Eukaryota, Metazoa, Chordata, Amphibia, Anura, Bombinatoridae. Bases 2 to 2425 code for a protein of 807 amino acids. The transcript has 14 exons. Gene Ontology annotation, biological process: mitotic cell cycle.